Messenger RNA from Phycodurus eques (leafy seadragon), 4052 nucleotides. Its product is annotated as dystroglycan 1-like. The coding region runs from base 493 to 3120 and encodes 875 amino acids. Gene Ontology annotation, biological process: muscle attachment; morphogenesis of an epithelium; nerve development. NCBI's taxonomy places the organism in Eukaryota, Metazoa, Chordata, Actinopteri, Syngnathiformes, Syngnathidae. Gene Ontology annotation, cellular component: basement membrane; sarcolemma; dystroglycan complex. Gene Ontology annotation, molecular function: laminin binding; calcium ion binding. The record is from RefSeq and is a predicted model, not a curated record. The transcript has 6 exons.
CUCCGCCGGCUGACAUUCGCGAGCCGAGCCCAGCCGAGCCCAGCCGAGCCCCGAACGGCCGGUAGCGACGACGAGCCCGGACCAGACCGAACGCCACGGAGCCUUUUCUUCGUCGUCUUCUUCUUCCUCGAAGAGCGCCAGCGGCAAACCUUCCCACGUUCACGGCGGUCAGUGGCGUCUUUGCACGAACUGGAAUGAAUGAAGUCAUGUGCCCGCCGCGCCCCAUUUGACUUACGGCACACGCGCGGUUGUAGAGUACCCGCCGUAAGCCCCGCUGUAUAAUACGUAACGUAUCACGGAGCCAGCGCCGCUGAGACAAGAAUCUCCGUGGAAGAAAGUGCACGAAAUGUUCACGGCAGACUCGUGCGAGCGCAGCAGAUGAAUUGGAGAAAGUUAUUCAGCACAUCAUGGCAAAUGAUUGACAAGGGCUACCGCUAACUAGCAGGUUGUGGGCGGGGUCCGCCAUGACUUCCUGCUGAAUAUCAGGCAGUGAUGCUAACAAGGGGCGGGGCCAAAGAGGACAAAAGAGGAGGAGCUGGUCAAGUAGGCCCCUCCCCCCGCACGAGGAGUCGGCGGCACGUGGGCGGACUCGGGAUGUGGGCGGGGCUGGUGGCCCUGCUGGCGGCGGCGGUCGGCGAGGCCGACGUGGAGGCGGACGCCCGGAUCGGCCAGCUGGAGGCGUCCAUGAGCUCCUCCCUCCUCCGAGACGUCCGGGAAUCGACCCGCGACGACGCCAGGCGCAACUUCCCCGACGCCGACGCGGCGGUGGGGCGCCUCUUCCGCAUCGAGGUGCCCGCCGCCAAGAUGGACGACCGGCUGUCGGAAACGUCUGAGUCUGGGAAGGACGGUCUUCCAUCCUGGCUGCACUGGGACGCCCCCCACAGGACACUGCAGGGACUGCCGCUGGAUGAGGACGUCGGCGUCUACUACAUCUCGGCCGGCGUCUCCGACGAGUCGUUUUUGUCCUCGUCUUCGUCUUUCUCGGAGGUCUUCUCCGUCGAGGUUCGCGCCGAGGACCCGUCGGAGGCGGAGUCUUCUCAGACGGCGACCGAUCGAGCGGGCGCGGACGGCCGGUGCGGCCCCGACGAAUCGGUCACCGUGUUGACGGUCAUCCUGGAUGCGGACUUGACCAAGAUGAGCUCCCGCCAGAGGGUGGAGCUGCUGAACAACAUGAGGAGCUUCUCGGGGGUGGAGCUCUCCCUCAUGAGGGUUCUUCCCGUGGUCAACAACAGACUCUUCGACAUGUCCGCCUUCAUGGCCGGACCGGGCAACGCCAAGAAGGUGGUGGAGAACGGCGCCUUGCUGUCGUGGAAGCUCGGCUGCGCGCUGGACCAGAGCAGCGUACCGGAUCUGGCCGGCCUCCGGGGUCCGGCCAAGGAGGGCGCCAUGUCCGCCAAGCUGGGGUACCCCGUGGUGGGCUGGCACGUGGCCAACAAAAAGCCUCACGUGGCCAAGCGUGUUCGGCGGCAGUUGAACAACACGCCCACGCCGGUCCUGACGUCGCUCCCGCCAUCCUCCGCGGCGGAGCCGCCCGUCCGAAUCGUCCCGACGCUGUCGUCCCCGUCCGUCGCGGCGCCCCCCCGGAGCUCUGCGCCGCCCGUGCGGGGUCCCGUCCCGCUGCCGGGAAAACCCACCAUUCGAGUCCGAGACCCCGUCGCCCGCACGCCCACCGUGGAACCUCCUCAACCCACCAGGGCGACGGAGACCACCAGCUCCGUCCUCCUCGAGCCCACCGCCACCCGGCCCGUCCACGUGGAACCCACCGCCGCGCCGCCCACCCCCACCCCCACGCCCGCACGGAAACCCACCAAGAAGCCCAAAAGACCCAAAACCACGGCGGCGCCCCGCGAGCCAAAGACGUCCACGGCCAAGCCGUCUCGCCGCACCACACCUUCGCCAGGAGUCCUCCCGGAUCCGUACAAUGAAAAACCGGUUUUGCGUAAUCCCAUCGACCAGGUGAACGCUCUGGUGGGGACGUACUUCGAGGUGAAGAUCCCUUCGGACACUUUCUUCGACAAAGAAGACGGAACCACCGACAAGCUGCGGCUUACCUUGAGGAAGAAACUGAACGAAGCGGUGGGAGAAGGUUCCUGGAUCCAGUUCAACAGCACCAGCCAGCUGCUUUAUGGCCUCCCCGAUGCGCAUCACGCCGGCAAGCACGAGUACUUCGUGCAGGCCACCGACAAAGGAGGCCUGAACGCCAUCGACGCCAUCGAGGUCCGCGUCAAGCGCUGGCCCGCCAACGACAGAAGUCCCGUGGCGUUCGCGGCCCGACUGGAGGGAGAACCGCGACGGCUCGCCGGCGACAUCCACAAGAAGAUCCUCCUGGUGCGGAAGCUGGCCUACGCUCUGGGAGACCGCAACAGUAGCACGGUGAGCCUAAGGAACAUCAGCAAGGGUUCCAUCCUCGUGGAGUGGACCAACAGCAGCCUCCCGCACACGCCCUGCCCCAAGGAGGACAUCAUGACCCUGAGCAGGAUGCUGGGCGACGCCGACGGGAGGCCCACGCCCAACUUCCGCAAUGCCAUGCAGCCCGACUUCCGACCCCUGGGCGUCACGGCCAAGGGGCGGGCCGACUGCGCCGCCGUCUCCUUCAUCCCGCCGGGCGAGACGGAGAUCCCGCCGCCCGCCGCCGUCACCCCGGCCCUCGGGACCGGACGGCAGAGCGCCGACGACGUUUACCUCCACACCGUCAUCCCCGCCGUGGUUGUGGCGGCCAUCUUGCUGCUGGCCGGAAUCGUGGCCAUGAUUUGCUACCGGAAGAAGAGGAAGGGCAAGCUGACCCUGGAGGACCAGGCCACCUUCAUCAAGAAGGGCGUCCCCAUCAUCUUCGCCGACGAGCUGGACGACUCCAAGCCGCCGCCCUCCUCCAGCGCCCCGCUCAUCCUGCUGGAGGAGAAGCCGCCCCUGCCGCCUCCCGAGUACCCCAACGCCGGUCCGCCGGAGACGGCGCCCCUCAACCGGGAGCUCCCGGGCGAGUACGCGGCGCUCCGAGACGACGACCCCAACGCGCCGCCCUACCAGCCCCCGCCGCCCUUCGCCACGCCCCAGGAGGGGAAAGGCUCGCGCCCCAAGAACAUGACCCCCUACCGCUCGCCGCCGCCCUACGUGCCCCCCUAAUUACCCGCUGGCCCCGCCUCCCGCGGCGCUCCCGCUUUGGGCGUCACGAGGACGUACCCGGUGCUAAUGUGCUAACGCUCGGCGCCGCUUUGGGGGAGGGGCUACCGGGGAGGGGGUGGGCUUUGGCAGCCGGGAAGGACUCCUGGUGUCGCCGGAUGCUAAGUGACCUUUGACCCCACACACACACCUGACCUUGUGAGACCUGCGCUUACGUCUAUUUCACCGAUUUGGUUUUUUUCUGGACUUUUUCGAACAACAAGGUACAACGCGUGUGUGCGUGCAAGCAGGUCGUGAUGGUAACUCACCUUGAGUGUUGCGUGCGCGCGUGUAUGCAAAUGUGCGUGUUUGCGCGUGCAUGUGUGUGUGCGCGACUGCGUGUAUGCACGUGUGCGUGUUUGUGCAUCUGCUUGCGUGUGCGUGGGAGCGCAUGUGUGUAAGAGGUCCAGGUCGUCACGGUAACUCAACGUGAGCGCACGUCGAGGCCGUCCGUACGUGACCUCCACGUCACGUGACCCCGCCUCACGCGAUCAUAUUUCACGAGUACGUUUGAAUAACUGAAUGUGCUUUCGUUUUGUUUCAUGUGUGAAGCAAUAAAAUGUUGAAAUAUUUGGCACAAAGAUAUUUGUGAUAAAAAACAAAAUGAAAGGGUGCUACGAUGACGAUGACGAUGAUGAGGCUUGUUUAGGUUCUGAAAUAUUUUUCUACAUACGUCAAAGAACUCGUCAUCUUUUCAAGGACUUUUGAUACAAGUUUGAUUUCUUUGAGGAUUCGUCGACAAGCGCAAACGCGACGAUGAGUAAUCGUAAUUAUUUGACGAGUGCGUUCAAUAUUGACUCCUUUUGCUUCUUUUUGACAUUUGAGCAACUUUUUUGCAAUAAUGCCGCUAACAGCUUCGUUUGCUUUCCACAAUAAAAAGUCGACUUUCCGCCACA